Messenger RNA from Tarenaya hassleriana, 2460 nucleotides. Its product is annotated as DEAD-box ATP-dependent RNA helicase 21-like. The transcript has a single exon. Gene Ontology annotation, cellular component: catalytic step 2 spliceosome. Gene Ontology annotation, molecular function: ATP binding; RNA helicase activity; RNA binding. The coding region runs from base 93 to 2282 and encodes 729 amino acids. Gene Ontology annotation, biological process: mRNA splicing, via spliceosome. The record is from RefSeq and is a predicted model, not a curated record. NCBI's taxonomy places the organism in Eukaryota, Viridiplantae, Streptophyta, Magnoliopsida, Brassicales, Cleomaceae.
AAAGCAAGGAGGAAGAGAUAAAGUCAGAAUCGUCUUUGGUAGCAUUUCCCCUCCUCCAACUCACCAAGCGACCCCUUCCGGAACCCUAAACGAUGAAACGAUCAAUCGAAGAAGUAGUCGGAUCGGCCACGUCCAAGUCCCUCGAUCACCAAAACCUCAAGAAGCCCGUCUUCCUCACCAGAGCCCAGCGCGAGGAACUCGCCCUCAAGCGCCGUCAGGACGAGAUCGCCGACCAGCACCGCCGCAUGGACCAGUUCCGCCGUGGCGCCGCCUUAGAUACGGAGAACGGUGACGACGACGGCGACCGUGACCGCGAGCGCGACCGUGACCGUGAUCGGGACCGCGACCGCGACCGCGACCGCGACCGCGACCGUGAUAGGGAGAGAGACAGAGAUCGCGAUCGGGAUCGGGAGCGUGAGCGUGAGCGAGAGCGGGAGAGGGAGCGGCGGGAGAGGGAUUUGGAGAGACGGAACCGGGAGAGGGAGCGGGAGGAGGAGGCGAAGGCUCGGGAGCGAGCGAGGGUUGAGAAGAUGGCGGAGCGAGAGCGGGAGAAGGAGCUUGACGCCAUUAAAGAACAAUACCUUGGAUCUAAGAAACCUAAAAAGAGAGUCAUUAAGCCGAGCGAGAAGUUCCGUUUCUCUUUCGACUGGGAAAACACUGAGGAUACUUCGAGGGACAUGAAUUCUCUCUACCAGAACCCUCAUGAAGCUCAGCUUCUGUUCGGGAGAGGAUUUCGUGCGGGCAUGGAUAGGCGUGAGCAGAAGAAGCUCGCGGCCAAGUGCGAGAAAGAGAUGCGUGAGGAGAUUCGUCGGAAAGAUGGUGUCGAAGAGAAGCCGGAGGAGGCUGCAGCUCAGAGGCUGCGGGGACAAGCCGCUGACGCAUACGACUCGUUCGACAUGAGAGUUGAUAGGCACUGGAGCGAGAAGAAGCUGGAGGAGAUGACUGAGAGGGAUUGGCGGAUUUUCAGGGAAGAUUUCAACAUCUCCUACAAGGGUUCUAAGAUUCCUCGUCCGAUGAGGAAAUGGACAGAGAGUAAAUUGAGCUCUGAGCUUUUGAAGGCCGUGGAGAGAGCUGGGUAUAAUAAGCCUUCUCCUAUUCAGAUGGCAGCAAUACCACUUGGACUGCAACAGCGUGAUGUUAUUGGCAUUGCAGAAACUGGUUCGGGUAAGACCGCUGCUUUUGUUCUUCCUAUGUUAGCUUACAUAUCGAGAUUGCCACCUAUGACGGAAGAGAACGAGACCGAGGGACCGUAUGCUGUGGUUAUGGCCCCUACACGUGAACUUGCACAGCAGAUUGAGGAAGAGACUGUUAAGUUUGCGCAUUACCUUGGUGUUAGAGUAACCUCUAUCGUUGGUGGGCAGUCCAUUGAGGAACAAGGGCUGAAGAUAACACAAGGAUGUGAGAUUGUGAUUGCCACACCUGGUCGUUUGAUCGAUUGCCUCGAGAGGCGCUAUGCCGUGUUGAACCAGUGCAAUUAUGUGGUUCUUGAUGAGGCUGACAGAAUGAUAGAUAUGGGUUUUGAGCCUCAGGUUGUAGGUGUAUUAGAUGCGAUGCCUUCCAGUAAUUUGAAACCCGAGAACGAAGAUGAGGAGCUUGAUGAAAAGAAGAUCUACAGAACUACAUAUAUGUUCAGUGCUACUAUGCCUCCUGCUGUAGAACGGCUCGCGAGAAAGUACCUGAGGAACCCGGUUGUGGUCACCAUUGGUACAGCUGGAAAGACUACCGACCUGAUUUCGCAACACGUGUUUAUGAUGAAGGAGUCUGAGAAGUUUUCCAGAUUGCAACGACUGCUUGACGAGCUCGGUGACAAGACAGCCAUUGUGUUUGUUAAUACCAAGAAGAAUGCUGAUACUAUUGCCAAGAAUCUAGACAAGGCAGGAUACCGCGUCACUACCCUGCACGGUGGGAAGUCUCAGGAGCAGAGAGAGAUAAGUUUGGAGGGUUUCAGGACAAAGAGAUACAAUGUUCUUGUUGCAACGGAUGUUGUAGGUCGUGGAAUUGAUAUACCCGAUGUGGCCCAUGUCAUCAACUAUGACAUGCCUAAUAAUAUAGAGAUGUACACGCACCGCAUUGGACGUACGGGACGUGCUGGGAAGAGUGGUGUCGCCACAACAUUCCUGACUCUACAUGAUACUGAUGUCUUUUAUGAUCUGAAGCAGAUGCUUGUUCAGAGUAAUAGCCCCGUGCCUCCUGAACUUGCAAAGCACGAAGCCUCCAAAUUCAAGCCGGGGACAGUCCCUGAUAGACCCCCGAGGCGUAGUGACACCGUUUUUGUAAAUUAAGCUGUCAGAGAGUUAGUCCAUUCGGAUUAUGGGAUCAUUUCUGAUCUGAGGUCAAGGUUCUUCUUCUCAUCUCUUUUAGCUACACUCUUAAAUUCUGGAUUCCAGAUGAAAUUGUGGUUCGGUAUAUGGCCUUUUUCCUGGUUCAUCGCUGCUUAUGGGAGCACGAUCUUUUUGAACA